ACAAGAAUCAAAGAGAACAAAAAUAUCGAAAAGUGUUGUAUGAUGGUGGUUGGGCAAGUAUGCCCGCAUUGUCUAGUGGUUGAGGACAUCUCUAUUUCAAGGAGGCAACGGGGAUUCGACUUCCCCUGGGGGUCGGGUACUAUGAAAAGAAGUUAA
Ziziphus jujuba (common jujube) is the source of this 156-nucleotide messenger RNA. RefSeq lists its product as uncharacterized. The annotation marks the transcript as partial. NCBI's taxonomy places the organism in Eukaryota, Viridiplantae, Streptophyta, Magnoliopsida, Rosales, Rhamnaceae. The record is from RefSeq and is a predicted model, not a curated record. The transcript has 2 exons.